Suillus fuscotomentosus is the source of this 758-nucleotide messenger RNA. RefSeq lists its product as uncharacterized. The record is from RefSeq and is a predicted model, not a curated record. The transcript is spliced from 5 exons. Bases 5 to 640 code for a protein of 211 amino acids. NCBI's taxonomy places the organism in Eukaryota, Fungi, Basidiomycota, Agaricomycetes, Boletales, Suillaceae.
UGUAAUGCUGUCGGUCAUUAUAAUCACUCGAUUGUAUGCCAUGUAUCAGCGAUCCAGAAAAAUCCUGAUAUUCCUCAUUGUCACCUUCCUGGCUGUCAACAUUUUUGACAGGGUGGUCACCGUAAUGGUAACGAUGCAAGUCUCAGGGGAGGAAUUCAUUCUCUCUGGCGCUUAUCUGUGCGAGGUUGACUAUCCAGAAGAUAUCCCACUUCUUAUGUCUGCUACUUGGAUACUCAGCACCGCGUGGGAGGUCCUCACACUAUGUCUCGCAAUCUGGAUUGCGGUAAAACACUUCCGUGAAAUGCGACAACAUUCGGAAGGAGGGAUUUUCGAGGACUGUUUCAUGGUGUUGAUGAAAACUCACGUGGUUUACUUUGCGAGUUUUGUUGCUGUUUCUUGCUUCGAGCUCAUUGCUGAUUUCACUCCAAUAUUAUUAACGUCCAAUUCCAUGGGCGCUCAGAUCGUUGUGGGUUUUAUUCAGAUCUCGCAGGUCGUACAGGUGUUUGUGCUGGGACCGCGCCUGAUUCUUGGUCUUCGAGAAUACCGUGCUAAGCUGGCUGCCGAUGCCGACGAACCGAUUGUCAUGACCUCAAUCGCUUUCCAGGAGCGUGUGCAUAUAUCGACUGGUAGUGGUGUGUGAUACUUGGCGAAGUUAACGGCUGCCUCGUACUCUAAAAGGGCGGGGGAUUUUGCUUUUAUUUAUUCCCACUUUCGCGAUGGUGUUUAUUUGCUAGAUUUCAAGGAGACAUGCACAGUUU